AUGUCUGACCCAACUAUUCCUUUGGCGUGCCAGAACCUCCUCCAUGACUGGGCCAACUGCCUCGACACAAAGUCCUGGGAUCGUAUGCCCGCGAUUUUCGCACCUAAGAUCGACCUGGAUUACUCAGCCCUCGGCCACGUAAAGGCCACCGCCGUGGAGCCUUCUGUGUAUAUCGACCGCUACUCAGGCCCAGGCCAGUUAGGGAAUCCCGAAAUCCAGUCGCACCAUUUCGUUGGUGCGUGUAAAUGGACACGGGAGUCGGAAUCAGAUGUCAGGGUUAUUUUUCAGAUCAUGGCGGUUCAUCGGAGGGCUCCACCAGACGGUGGUGCCGCUGUGUUCGCCACGGGCCACGGCGUGAACACAAUGGACUUUGCGCUGAUUGAUGGGGAGUGGAAGAUCGCGGCGAUUAAGGUUGGGGUGCUGUUUAUGGAGGGUGAUUUCGAGGGAAUUUUCAAAGCCUAA
This is a messenger RNA of Aspergillus pseudotamarii, 462 nucleotides long. RefSeq lists its product as uncharacterized. Gene Ontology annotation, biological process: melanin metabolic process. Bases 1 to 462 code for a protein of 153 amino acids. Gene Ontology annotation, molecular function: scytalone dehydratase activity. The record is from RefSeq and is a predicted model, not a curated record. The transcript has a single exon. NCBI's taxonomy places the organism in Eukaryota, Fungi, Ascomycota, Eurotiomycetes, Eurotiales, Aspergillaceae.